AUGCCUCCUUUACAGCAAAACCAGAAAGUUGAGAAACGACAAGCUCGCAGGCAAGAUCCUAUUCAAAAAAGCUCUUCGAGGAGAACACAAAAUAAACAAGACCAACCUGUACACUCACACAUGGGUACAGAACGACCUCCUCCUUAUUCAACACUGUCAGAACAACCUCCCCUUUCACAUAUGGAGAUUCAACUACCUUAUUCGACGUUACCUACCCAUGUCGUUAUGACCGCUGAUCAACGAUCUCAGUCUGAUAUCGCUUGGUACAGCUCUGGUCCUACUGAGUUAAUGAAGCAAACGGAUUCUCGACCGUCUUGGUCGAGUCAAAAUCCUCAUUAUAAUAUACGAUAUGAUUGGCCACAGCAUUCGAUGCAUUCACAAUCUACAUGGCUUCAUCGUCCUCCUAGAUAUUUAAACAUUCAAAAUAAUGAUUGGCGUCCACGUUCGCAAAAUGAUGAUAAGGCUUCUCCGUGGCCAGUUGAUAAUUGGGAAUUACGUCCAUCUAGUGUCCCUGCUAGUAAUCAAUCUAACAAAUCAGAUCAUGUCUCUUCAUCUAAGAGUAAAGAUUGGAAAAGUGAGGAUAGGUCAUCUCCUUGGGGACAGGCUGAAAAUUGGGAAUUGAGAUCAUCUAAUGUCUCCAGUUCUAUUCAAUCGGAUUUAUCUACUCAUCGAAAUAACGAUUGGAGGCCGCAUUCACAAAAUGUUAAUAGGUCUUCUCAUUGGCAACCUGUAAAAAACUGGGAAUUACAAACACCACCUAAUAUCUCUGGUCCUCCAUUAUCAGAUAUGAUCGUACCGUUUCAAAAUAAGGAUUGGCAAUCACAUCCGCAAAAUGUUAAUGGUUCUUCUCCGUGGCAACAGGUCAAAACCAUGCAAUUUCAACCACCGUCAAAUCUAAAUUUAGUUCAAGGUGACGAUUGGCGUUCAUAUUCACCAAAUGAUGAUAUAUCCUCCCCCUGGAAACCAGCCGAAGGCCUGGAAGUAAGAUCAUUAAAUGUUACUAGUUCUAUUCAAUCUAAACAAUCCGAUAUUGUUACACCUUCUAAAAGAAAGUCUGGUCAGAAAAGUGUUUCAAAAAUAGUAAAAAAGCCUAAUAUUCGAAAAGAGUUAAAUAUUUUAAAAUUCCCAAAAACAUCUGUUUCGAAAAAGCCUAAUGCAGAUGAUACUUCCCAUGGAGGUGAUGAUAAAACUAAUGGUGAUAAUAUACAGGUCAUUCUUUCUGUUGAAGAACAAGUUUUUACAUCUAGUGGAACCUUGACAGCUUCUGAUGAUACGUCAUCUUCGAGUUUUUCUGUUUCUGAUCAAACUGAAUCUGAGUUGGUAACGCAAUCAAAAAAGGACGAUUCAUCUAAUGAUAAUUCUUUGUCAAUGCUGACUCCUCCUUUAUCACAAACCGAUGGAAAGCAACUCGAUUUUAUAGUAUCACAAACAGAAGAGUCUUUACAAAAUGAUUUAGAUAUGUCGCUAAAGAAGAAAGUGAAUCGAAAAAAAAGCUCAAAAGUAGCAGAAAAAUCUAGUGCAAAGCAUACUUUUAAAGACCCUGACCCUUUAAAAUUCCCUUUAAAAAAGUCAGUUGAAAAUAACGCUUCAAACGGUGAAAGUUCAAUAUCAACAACCGAUUAUUUAUUAAGCAAUGCUAGUUCUUCUUUGACAUCAUCUAUUUCAUCUACAUCACCGAUUGAGGAAAAAUCACAUAAUUUACAAGCGGAUAUGAUAUUAGAUGAAGAAACGCUGCCCAUACAGGCUGAUUUAGACUCGCAACAAAUUAAGGAAGAAUCGGAGCCCAUACAAAUCGAUAUGGACUUAAGCCAAAUUGAGGAAGAAUUAAUGCCUAUACAAGCAGACUUGGUUGCACCGACAAAAAGAAAUUUGAGUACAAAAAAAAUCUCGAAACCGGGACGUAAGCCGGGUGUAAAGCACAACCGACAAGAACAACAAUCUCUGAUAACUGCUCAAAUUAAAAAUAGUGCAAGAAUAACAUCUCGCAAAGGCAAAGAAAGGGUGACCGAUAAUGCACCAGUAGUUAGGUCAAUUGGAGAACAAGCAUCAGUAUCAACAAAUAUUUCAUUAAACGGUAAUGGUAAUGUUGGAUCUUCGACCAAUGCGUCUAGAGCACCAUCAAUGCCUAUGAAAAAAUCGGCGGAAUCCUUAUACAAUUUCUACAAAUCCUUAAAGCCACCAUCGCCAGGAUUAACAAGAGAACAAAUGUUGCGACUUGGGACAUAUAUUUUUGAUGAACUUUUGUCAACAUCAUACGCUCGCCCGUUCGUAAAUCCUGAAGCGGAAGAUGCAUACUAUUAUAGGUCAAUAAUUAAAGAUUUGAUGGACUUAAGUACGGCAGAACGUAAGCUUUGGGCUAGAUGUUAUUCUUCUCCAUUAGACUUGUAUAGAGACAUUUGUCAGAUCAUGUAUAAUGCGUUUCAGUUUCACCGAGAAGGUGAUAUUAUUUUUGAAGAAGCAAAACAGCUAUCAUUAGUUUUCCAAAAAGCUGUACUUACUUUGAGUACAUACGGCAAUACUGCUCAAGGAAUUUCCGAAUCACUUGCCAGAAAUAAUGUAAUUCUUCCUCAUGAAGAUUUCAGAAAACUUCCACCUUUUAUACCUCACGUUGAUAGCAAAAUUUAUAUUAUGCCAUUGUACACUUUCGUCGAGAAUAAUAAAACUGGCCCACAUCGUAAGCUUAAAGAAUCUGUAAUCGAUAGAUUGGAUCCCUUAGCGCGUCCUCUUGGCGAAGUAUUGAAUUUAGAAUUUCUACCAUCAAUGGAAUUUGAUCCAUCAGAGUCAACCUGUAAUUUUGGCCGAUUAUAUGUUAUUUCUGGUCGUACAUCUCUCGCACAUUGUAGAGACGGAAAAAACUCUAUUCUAGUUAUACUCAAGAAUAUCAAAUAUAAUAGGAGUGUAGAAUCGUUAAAAUGCGACACCCUUAUUGCAAAACCCUUUGGAGACCUACACGCAUUAGAUAGCAUGCAAUUUCCUGAAUUGAUUGAUGCAAGAGCAUGGAUUAAAUGUGCAUUUAUAAAUAGAGUAACUCUUGACCUUACAAUUACGCGAAAAUUUUAUGAUAAAUAUAUAAAAAGUUCUUUUCAAGUUGGAGAGUAUCAUAAGGAAUGUUUGACUCCUGAAUUACAUGAUGCAUUUAUUGAUGCUUUACAGCUAAAGCAACAAGAUGAUGCAAUAAUCGAACCCCAAACUCCUCAAUCUAUUUGGGAGCAUCUUGUUAAGGCACGAAAUGUUCCCAUUGAAAGUUUCCAUGAUCUUGGAAACAUUAAAAUUGAAGCUGAAGGGACUUUCAAAAGGGUUUUCCAUUUUGCAGAUGAUACUAGCUUCGUCGUUCAAAAUUUUAAGCAAAUCACGUCGGAUACAUUGGAGACUCGUGUCAGGGAAGCCGGUGUUGCGAAUGCAGGUCAAAUCAGAUCAAUUUACAAGAGUCCCAACGAUGAGCUAGUCGGACUGUCAAUGGAAAGGUACGAACAAACUCUGAAAGAUUAUGCUUUCAAUUCGAGGCGUGUCUUAACGGGUGAACAAAAAUAUAAGCUCAUUGUCGAUAUGUUACGAGGUAUCCGAGCCAUUCAUCAAGCCGGUUUUGCACACCGUGACCUUUCCGAGGUCAACAUGAUGGUAUCGGAAACCCGUGAAAAAUUGAAAGAUGGUAGUACAAUGCCGGAAUUGGUUAUAAUCGACUUUGGUAAAGCAGAGUUUGUCCGACCUAUUGAUGUGAAAAGAUGGUCCGUUGGAACUGUUGAAGAAGAAAAGCUCAGCAUUUUGCCUAUGAUUAAAACGCCACCAGAUCAUGGUUAUAGACUAUACAGGUCAAUCAUGACUCUUCCAAAAAAUAAUCAUGAUAAAGAAAUUUUGGGGCCAUAUGACCCUUGUGCUGAAGAUAUUUAUUCGAUCGGCGUCCUAAUUUGGCGCACAUUUUCGGGUCAAGCUCCAUGGAACGGCCUUCUUGAUACAAACAUCAAGUUAUUGCGAGAACUGGUGUCAAAUGCAGAAAAAAUUAGUCUCCGAAUUGAGAAGGAUGUUAGAGGCGAUCAUUCUAAAAAGUUGUUGUAUCGAAGCCUUGAUCCCAACCCACAGGCAAGGAAUAGCGCUGACGAAUUGUUGAGGUGGGUAACAGAAGAAGUCGUGAAAGAGGAAUUAAUUAAGGAGUGGUCGGUAGGUGGCCGUUUAAAAAAACCGAAAAUGAUGUAA
Molecule: messenger RNA, 4191 nt
Organism: Dentiscutata erythropus
Lineage: Eukaryota; Fungi; Glomeromycota; Glomeromycetes; Diversisporales; Gigasporaceae
Source: the annotation of a GenBank genome assembly